Messenger RNA from Onychostoma macrolepis, 980 nucleotides. RefSeq names its product immunoglobulin superfamily member 6. NCBI's taxonomy places the organism in Eukaryota, Metazoa, Chordata, Actinopteri, Cypriniformes, Cyprinidae. The coding region runs from base 177 to 875 and encodes 232 amino acids. The transcript is spliced from 6 exons. The record is from RefSeq and is a predicted model, not a curated record.
GGAAGGAAGAACUGAAGGGACGGAUCUGUCACUUCUCAUUUUUACACAUUUCUGGUUUUAUUUCUCAGUUAGGCGUGAGAAUUUUGUUCCGAGGACUAUCUAACAAAUUGAGAAAACAAUCACAGAGAGACAUCAAUGAAAGGAAAAGGAGUCGCACAACAACCCUUCACAUCAACAUGAACUUUGGUUUCCUAUUCACCAUCACAUUUCUUAUGUUUAGCGCAGUCAGCGGAUGUAAGAUAGAUGUCCAACAGCCAACAAAGCUGAUAAGACAAAAAGAGCAACUGUCCGUCUCUAUCCCCUGCUCUGUCACCGUAUCCAGCUGUCCUACAGCACACCUUCCUCAGAUCUCCUGGUAUGUGUUCCGGAAAGACUCUCACUACCAGCUUAAUUUGAAAAGCCACUCAAUGAAAUAUACACUGGAGAACCAGGAGCUGACUAUCAGCUCUUUGUCAGAAGCAGACUGUGGGGUUUAUUACUGUGCAGCAUCUCUGCUGGAUGGGGCUCAAAACGGGGCGCAGGCAAUCGGACAGGGAACCACUUUGAAAGUCUCAGGGAUGGGCUUAAACAUAUAUCAAGGAUUGUUGUUGACUUUGCUAGUGCUGCUGACUGUGUACAGCGUCCUUGUCCUGGCCAUCAUCAUCUGCAUAAAGACUGGACAAUUUGAAUCAGUCUUUAAAAGAAGAUGGAGUAAAAGUGAGAACAAGGAGGAAUCAGCUAGGCAAGUGAUCUUCAGUGGAGUGGUGCAAGAACUCUGCAAGAGGAACUUAGUGGGUAGCAAAAUGCAGCCGCACUACAAAGUUUCCCAAAACAAGUCUGCAGGUCUUCAGAAUGCGUACCAUAGUGAAGAUGUUUACCAAAAUCUUGAUGAGUGAAGAAAACGAAUGCCCGGAUCUGCGACACCUGCAGCUUCCAGCAAACCAGAAGUUUAACUGCAACAUAUUGGAUUUUUGCACUCAUUAAAAAAUUUGUCAUGUUCA